This is a messenger RNA of Cercospora beticola, 3096 nucleotides long. RefSeq lists its product as uncharacterized. Gene Ontology annotation, cellular component: cytoplasm. The record is from RefSeq and is a predicted model, not a curated record. Lineage: Eukaryota; Fungi; Ascomycota; Dothideomycetes; Mycosphaerellales; Mycosphaerellaceae. Gene Ontology annotation, molecular function: metal ion binding; glycerophospholipase activity.
AGAGAGGUAGGCAGCAUCCGCGGAGCAAGACGCGGCCGCUGGUCUGGCGUCCCUGCUGCAGAUGCCACGUCAGGAAACAUCCUCCCCGUCAACUGGUUGCUGUCGUGCGCUGUCGACGCAUGCCGGCCCAAAACAUCGCACCAAGGCUCCUCUCCCACCGCCUUGUGCCCGUUCGUCAGUAGCAUCCGGCGCUUGUUCGAGAAUCCGACGAAACGGAGGCCUCAUGUAGUGCACAGUCAGCACCGCAGCCAUGUCAAGCUCGCAAGCCGCCAAUCGCUAUGUUCGCCAGCACCUGCAUUUCCAAGAGCCGCCUCCGCCUGUCAAAGCCCGCUUCUUCUAUACCAGCUCCAUCCCGAUUGACGACCCUCUGAGCCCGCUCCCUCCUCCCACGUCCUCCACGACUGCCGCCUCCCGGCAACCUCCCAAGCCCUUCUCCGAGUACGACAACGAUGCACUCGAUCGAGCAUGGACGGACCUGCGAAAGAAGAUACUCGUCUAUAAUGAAGAGCGCGGGGAGAAAAUUGGUUCUCAAGAGGGCAGUCAGGUGAGGCCUCGGAAGGGAUCGAAUGCUUCAGGCAGCCAGCGACGAGGUUCCGGAUCACGACCAGCAGAAAUACUACGAGCCAAAGCUGGAGCUCAUGUGCCGUCAGGUCUGAGCCAUGUCGAAGGAGCAGGCGAUGAAGGGCCGUCGAGUGUGCCCGACUCCACCCACAGUGCUACAGAACUGGCGAGCAGCCUCGAAUCGAACACGACAGGGACGCCGUUCGCCCGCGCGCCUUCCAGGAAGAAGGUCGACACUCUGCGCAAGUCCGAGGAUAGGCCCUCGAGGCCGGUAGCACAGCACCAUGAUACCUACAAGUGGGACGAUCGAGCACCACUUGCGGAGCGUAGCGCAGCACCCUCGCCUCGGCCUCCUCAACAACGGCCACCUCACACGAAAGUUGCAGUGGGUGUAUCGCGACUGCAUCAGGUCGAGAUGCCGGAGCUGCAGAUGACGCCGAUCUACUGGACGCCUGUCCAUGACACUGCACAAGUGGUGCGAGGAACAUGGUUCUACCAAGAUACAAUGCUGCCGGUGGAAACUCCCGUGGCAAACAUGCUCGAAGCCGGCUACCUCGAUCUGCAGUGCUGGACAGAGACAUGGAAAGACGAGUUGAACAGUGCAGUAGAGGUCGGAGCUGUGGGCGAGAUGAAGAUCAUACACAAAUUGUGGCCCGAGCAAAAGACCAAGGUCAAGCACAGUAGGGCACCCUCGAUCAGAAGCACCCAGGAUGCGAGUGUGCUGGAGACUGCUGCAAGCAUCCUGUACUCUUCUCAGGCAGAGUCUGCGGAACAGCACCGAGCGAAAGCCGUUGAAGCUGCCUGUGACGUGAUCGAUGCGGCCACUGGAGAUGUCGCGGACAACAAGGCAUACGGCGAAAGCACAUACGGCCGUGCAAGAGCAGGCGCAGUGCGGCAAUAUGCUACGUGUGGUGUCCUCUAUGCAAAUGAGAGGGAAGCAAAGAUCUUGAGACCUACUCUACUGCCUUCUGCCUACUACGGACGACGUCCUCUCGCCAAUUACGUUCGCAAAGGGCAUGCCAUUGGUAUCCCUGUUGUGCGCGGUUUCGAUCAGCAAGUAUGGGACAAGCUUCAUCCGCCGAAGCAAGGAAGUAAGGCGACGAAGGCGGCUCAUGGAGUGUCAACGUCUGGUGCAAGCGCAAAUGUGCGAUCCAAAUUGGAUCCUGAUCUCGCCGCCAGUGAUCGACCAAAAGUCACGGACUUGGUCUUCGUCAUUCACGGCAUUGGGCAGAAGCUGAGCCAACGUAUGGAAAGCUUUCACUUCACGCACGCUAUCAACGCCUUUCGAAGAGAGAUGCAAGUCGAAUGCGGCAACAAAGAAGUGAAGACACAUUUUCGAAAAGACAUGGGCGGAAUCAUGGUGCUACCCAUCAAUUGGCGGCAUUCUUUAUCCUUUGAAGAGGGGGGAUACAGGCCCGAGGACGGCUCGGAAGACACGACAGCAAAAGAUCCUUCAGUGAACGAGUUCACUCUGCAAGACAUCACCCCUGAUACACUUCCUUCUGUACGUGGCAUCGUUUCAGAUGUCAUGCUGGACAUUCCCUACUAUAUGUCGCAUCAUCAGCCCAAGAUGAUUGCAGCGGUAAUCAAAGAAGCAAACCAUGUCUACAAACUCUGGUGUCAGAACAAUCCUGGCUUCGCCAAGCAUGGCAGAGUCCACAUCAUUGCGCAUUCACUGGGCAGUGUAAUGUCGAUCGACAUUCUUUCCAAGCAACCGACUGUGGUGCCGGAACAUCUCAGCGACCCUACCGUAUUCGACAACGAGAAAGAGGAGAUUGACCACUUUCUUUUCAACACAUCAUCUCUAUUUCUCGCAGGAAGCCCAGCUGGCUUUUUUGUCCUGCUUCGGCGCUCACAACUACGCCCGCGCAUCGACAGUCCAUCUGCGCAGGCACAAGCUGAUCCAGAGAGCAACGUGGGGGCCAUUUGUGGCGAACGCGGCCAGUACGGGUGCAUCGCCGUCGACAAUAUCUACAAUAUAAUCAACGGCUACGACCCCGUCGCAUACCGGAUGAAUGCAGCAGUAGACUCGGACUAUUCGGCCAGCUUACGAAAAGCCUUCAUUCCUAGCAACACACCUUCCUACUGGUUCCCACCCGGCACCUCCAACACCAAGCGCUGGUUUGGAGGCGGCUAUGGCUAUCCUACGACCGCUCCUGGCGACGCCGCGUCACGGAACAUACCUGUACUGCCUCGUCUUCCCAGUAAUGUCGAGCUGGAGGUGCAUAAUUUCACAAGGGAAGAGAUUGCAGAGAAGAGGAUGACGCUGCUGAACGACAAUGGACAAAUCGAUUAUUUUGUCAAAUACGGUGGCGGCACAUUUGAGAUCCAGUACUUGACUAUGCUUGGCGCGCACAGUGCAUACUGGGGUCUGAGGGAUUUCAUUCGCAUGGUAGUGGUAGAGGUGGGGAGGAAGAGAGGGAAGGAUGGAACACUGCCGGGUCUGAGGGCCAUGAAGAAGAAAGUGCAAGGCGUCAAGUAGAGUGUUGUUUGCGGGGCAUAGAGGCGUCUGGCAACAUGUAUAGAAUGAUACCC